Ectocarpus sp. CCAP 1310/34 is the source of this 845-nucleotide messenger RNA. The record is from the annotation of a GenBank genome assembly. NCBI's taxonomy places the organism in Eukaryota, Phaeophyceae, Ectocarpales, Ectocarpaceae.
AUGCAGGGCCGUUCGCCGUACGAGGGGAACUGGGCAAACGACGAGCGGAAUGGGCACGGAACCUACUGCUACGCGUCCGGAGCGGUGUACGAAGGCAGCUGGAAUGAAGGAAAGAUGCACGGGAAGGGUCGCUACACCGGCGCUAGCGGGUCUUGCUAUGAUGGCAUGUACAGGUACGACUUCAUGGCGGUGCUUGGUGGGUUCGACUUCAAGGAACUGUUGAGGUUCGAGAAGCCCCACUUCCGUCGGCUUUUGGCGGCGCUGGAGCUUCCACCCGAGUUCGUGAUUUCGAGGUGAGAUGGCACGCUGCGGCAUGAAAUCUCAUGCCUCUGGUCCUCUUGGUUCAGCAGUAGACUAGUCUAGUGCCGCACACAAGCGAACGACCGUGCUGCAGUGGAUCCCUCGGGAAUAUUGAGGCUUGUAAAUGCUGCUAAGGCGUGUUGUUGCAUAUGCAGGCUAAAGGUUGGGGCAAUGCGUUUGGUGUCGAUUCGCAGCGACUCUCUUCUGGACGUAGUCAUAUCACUCCGGAUUUUUUUUUAAUUUGAAGAUGUCCGCCUCUAUCUGUCGGUUUAGGCGACUACUACAGCUGUUGCGGCCACCAAAAAGAGGUUCAGGUUUAGGGGUAGGAGACGGAGGGUUAAAAGCGAUGAAAGUCCCGGGGUGACUCAACGCUUGUGCCUGUCCCACGAUCCGCUCUUGGAGGAAACAACAUUGAAACGCCAUUGUGUGCUUUAGUGUUCCUGUGAAACGCCGUUGGGUUACCCUGCUUAUGUUGCUUCUCUCCGCCGAGGUGUCCCCCAACCUCUCCACAACCCCGACUCCCUGUUCCCGUGUUGUGUUUAUGA